CUGAAAAUUUCGUCGUUCUUAUGCUUUAUUUUCCUAGAACCUGGCUCUCUUAGUACUCGUGUCAUGUGUGUUCUCUCUCUAGAAGUCUAAGUAGUCUCUUUAUCUCUAUCUAAGAGUCUACAUAUCAUAAACUUUUAUAGACUUAUAGAUUAUGGUAGGAUAUCUGACUUUAUUUUCUGUUAAGCUCUAAAGUCGUCAAGUCCUUAUAAGAACGACGGAUUCUUUAGCCGAGUGACACAAGAUCAUUCCUUGCCCAGGAUGUGUGUCCGACAUUAUGUUCUCGUAUAACAUGGAGGGUCUUCAGGGUGGUCUGCGCAAGCAUCAUACGAUGAGUCCGCGGUUCAUGAUUGGUUGUUUCCUCGUGAAUGAGAGAAAGGGCCGAUGAAACAUGUUCGAAGGUGGAAGAGGAUAUAUAGUAGACUAUCCUCACUUAUAUCUCUCUCGAGUUUCAUUUAGGACAUCGAUUCAUCUCUCCUGCACUCAAGAUGGUCACUCUCAGGUUAUUCGCACUUUGCGCUUGUCUGCUUUUUACCUCUGUUGUCGCCCAGGAUCCUCUUGUCAAGUAUUGGGUUCACGAAAGUUGUCUGGCAAGGCCAGCCAUGGUUGAAGCUAUCGACGAAGCGAUACUCAUGGCUAGGCUAGCCGCGUCUCGUAUGAGAAAUAUCAACCGUGAUCUAGACAUCCUCAAAGCAUUCCGGCGUGUCUUCCUUACCGAACUCUACCCCCGAGGCACCCAACCUUACCCCGAACGACAGGCAUGGGACCGCGUGCAUUGGAUCAUGGCCAACAUUGGUGCCGCACGCAAGUAUGAAAGGAUGAGUGAUGCCAACACACAUAUCUACUGUGAUGACCAAGAUCGCUGGGCUCGACUUCCGACAGAGGGCGCAAUGUGGUUUGAUACGACACCUGCGUAUCGAGUCAAUGUUAAUGGUAUGACUUUGCCUCUGUUCAGAGAUGCUGGUAAACCUCACUGCAAGAUGAUGGUGGAGGGUGAUACGGAGAGAAUAGACGAUGAAAAUCACUUUGAGACUUAUGGGGUGACGUACAACCUGGAAGCUGGGGCAGAGAGAUACUAUGGCUCUUGGUUGUCCAUUAUCACCGUUUGCGGACCGAUGUGUGAUGCUGAAAUUACAACGCUAGGGGCAGAUAGAACGCGGGAUUGGACACGGUUCCCACUCACUUAUAACCUCGAUGACGAUUCAGAUGUAGAUGUAGACGAUGAUGAUUUUACCACAUUCGGGAACGGAGAGAUACAGGGUUAUGCCAGCGUGCUAGUGCUGCAUGAGUUUACGCAUGCGGGUGCGUUUCGAACGGAUGAUAUAGAGCCCGCGUACGGUUGGCGGAAUAUCAUUAGAAAGCCUGCACAGGACGCUCUGAACAAUGGGGAGAACUAUGGGUACUUCGGUGCACUUGCUCUUCUAGGAGCUAUGGGGUUCAAGCUUAGUGAUAAUCCAGCAGAAGCCAUAGAAGGGCGUCUAGUUAGAGCAAGAUAG
Pseudovirgaria hyperparasitica is the source of this 1493-nucleotide messenger RNA. RefSeq lists its product as uncharacterized. Bases 486 to 1493 code for a protein of 335 amino acids. Lineage: Eukaryota; Fungi; Ascomycota; Dothideomycetes; Acrospermales; Acrospermaceae. The record is from RefSeq and is a predicted model, not a curated record. Gene Ontology annotation, molecular function: metallopeptidase activity. The transcript has 3 exons.